Messenger RNA from Theobroma cacao (cacao), 1115 nucleotides. Its product is annotated as tropinone reductase homolog At2g29290-like. NCBI's taxonomy places the organism in Eukaryota, Viridiplantae, Streptophyta, Magnoliopsida, Malvales, Malvaceae. The record is from RefSeq and is a predicted model, not a curated record. Gene Ontology annotation, molecular function: oxidoreductase activity.
GGCAACUAUGUGCCACACAUAAUAUAUCUCAACUGCAAGCAGACAAAGGAAGAGGCAGACAGAGAAGUAAGAAUGGCUGAAGCAGAUAGCUCUAGCAAGGAUAACAGAUGGAGUCUGCAUGGCAUGACUGCCCUUGUUACUGGUGGAACCAAAGGAAUCGGGCAUGCUAUCGUAGAGGAACUAGCGGGACUAGGAGCAAGAAUUCAUACAUGCUCCCGAACCGAAACCGAGCUCAACAAGUGCUUACUUGAAUGGCAAGCAAAGGGCUUCCAAGUUACUGGUUCAGCCUGUGAUGUUUCGUCUAAGGCCCAAAGGGAAAAGCUAAUUAACACUGCCUCCUCUGUAUUCAACGGGAAACUUGACAUCCUGAUAAACAAUGUGGGAACCGUUUUUGCAAAGCCGAUUUCAGAGGAAACGGCUGAAGAAGUUUCAUUUCUCAUGGGUACCAAUUUUGAGUCAGCUCAUAACUUGAGCCUACUUGCACAUCCUCUUCUGAAAGCUUCAGGGGCAGGAAGCGUUGUGCUUCUCUCUUCAAUUGCUGGCCUAAUACCACUAAGAACUGCGCCUACAUAUGGAGCAACCAAAGGGGCCAUGAACCAGCUUGCAAAAUACUUAGCAUGUGAGUGGGCGGGAGACAAUAUUAGGGUCAAUGCUGUUGCACCUUCAGUGAUCAGAACUCCCCUUGUUGAACCUUUUUUUCAUGAUGAAAAAGCACUUGGGGCUUUCAUCACUAAGAUUCCGAUGGGACGCACCGGAGAGCCAAAAGAAGUCUCGUCAUUGGUGGCAUUUCUCUGCCUGCCUGCAGCUUCUUAUAUAACAGGGCAGAUUAUUUACGUCGAUGGAGGGAUCACACUGAACGGCCUCUUCUUCCCAUCAAACAUAGCAUGAAAGGGAAUUGAACACCACCCACCCCACUUCGCAAUUUGCUAUGUAUAAGACUCUUGCAAUAAGACACCUUUCAACUAGACGUGUCAUGGGUCGGCUAAGGCCAGAGCCUGAGAAGGCUAGUUCAAGCCCAUUCAUAUGCCUGAACUUUGUUUUUAUGCCUAAACAAAGAAACCCAGCAUGUAUGUAACUUUGAUCCUCUAUAAACCGUAUUUGCAUAUUUUGGGCUU